Messenger RNA from Exserohilum turcica Et28A, 656 nucleotides. RefSeq lists its product as uncharacterized. The record is from RefSeq and is a predicted model, not a curated record. The coding region runs from base 88 to 651 and encodes 187 amino acids. Lineage: Eukaryota; Fungi; Ascomycota; Dothideomycetes; Pleosporales; Pleosporaceae. The transcript has 2 exons.
CUGGCUCUCCAGCACAUGGUGUAGGAACCUUCCGUACCGUCAUUGAAAGAUGCGAAAGUUACUCCACGGCUACUGCAAGGGCUGGCAAUGUUGACCUCUUCGGAUAACGGGCCCCCCAAGGAUUUGGUAUCACCCAUGGAUCUAGUCACCAGGCUGCUUGUGAUGACGUCAGAUACUCUCCAUAGCGUGCGGACAGGCAGUUUGGCAUCGCUCAUCCUCUCUCUCAUCGGGUCCCUUUUCUCCGCAAUUUCGUCUGCCCUGGCAAUCUUCUUUCCACACUCUCCGCUCCUCGCCUACUCCAACAUCUUCUGGCCGCUACUUGCAAGCACAUUUGCAUUUGUCGCCGCUGCUAUGCUAAGCGUCCUGGUAGUGGGCGUAUUUGCAGCAGUCAACGGUGCCGUGCAUGUGGCCGGUGUAAAGAUUGGACAGGGAGGAUCGGUGCUGCUUCUCGCAUGGCUGGCAUGGGUCCUGGUAUUGCUGGCUUUAGUGUACUGGGGCCUGGUGUGGUUUGUCGAAGUGAGGAGAUGGAGCUUCACCAAGAGGAGGAGAAGCGAAGACGAGGUGGGGAACUGGAAAGGAAUAGGGACCGAGGUGUGGAAGGAUCUCAGGAAGGAUAAAACAGCACUGUAUGUCCACUCGAUACAUGCAUAGCUUCA